Molecule: messenger RNA, 3746 nt
Organism: Prorocentrum cordatum
Lineage: Eukaryota; Dinophyceae; Prorocentrales; Prorocentraceae
Source: the annotation of a GenBank genome assembly
AUGCCGCAGCGCGACAAAUGGAAAGAUACUGGUAGUGGUGGCGGCUUCGCAGGGCCUACAUUGGUGGCCGAUAUCGCUGGGCGGGGCAUUCACAUGGCUGCUCGCACGUGCGGUGAUGGAGCCUGCGCUCUGCACAGUGCAUGGGGCGUAGUCACGGAGGAAGUGGGCCAGAGUGGUACGUGGUAUUAUUGUGAGAACGCCCGGGACAGAGUACUCAUGAACGUUCCAGUGAGCUACGAGGCAGGUCAGGUCGACGGGGACGCGGCCACCGCAUUGAAGAUAUGGCUUGACUUCGUUUGGGCGGACCAGGUGAUGUUCGCCAUGGCCCGCGCCCGGGGGGAGCCCGUGACGCCAGCUGAAAGUCGCGGUGCAGGUGUGAUCUGGGAGGCCUUAAGCGCAGAGCGGCGGGAAUGUCUGGAGGACUUCGCUGAGCUCAAGCUCGUGGAAACCAACGUGAUCGAAGUGCUGUCCGAAGACCUCGUUCAUAGGAGUGUGGCGAUGUUCGAGAUGGAGAACCGACCGUAUUUGAAGCAUUUAGUCGUGGCCCUGGGGUACGUCUCAGAGCAGGACUCGAAGAAGUUGGGCUUCAUCCUGGACGGGGUGGUGAGCGAUCCUUUGGAGUUGUUCAGGCCGUCUAGAACGUACCACAGCAGGUCUCGCUUCGACGUCAUGUGCGAGGGGCACGUGGAUGAGAGUCGCAGCUUGCGCAGGCUACUAUUUUUGAACAAUGUCCACGGGUCCUCUGAGGAGGGCGUGAAGAGUAUUAUGUCCACGCUGCAUCGGUUUCAGGCUGAGAUGGCGCAGGCGGGGCGGAGCGAGCUCGCACAUGCCCUUGUCGGAGUGGCGGCUACGCUUAAAACGCGCUGGGAGGCUCAGCGUUUGCCGGAUAUCCCGUCCGAGUGUACCCCAACAGAGGCGUGGGCAGCAUGUCGGCGUGCGUGGGCUGACGGUCGGUAUUGGUUUUCAGUGGGCGAGUUGUAUAUGUUUGCGUAUUUCGCGGAUGCGAACGUGGAAGUAUUCGUUCUCGAGGUGGACGGCGAGGAGGGUGUGGCGUUUGUGGAGAUGCCAUCCAGCUUUGGGCGUUAUGUGGGCGAACAGCGUCCAGUCGCAGUGGUCCUCACUACAGACGUCGACAUGGGGCUUGGCCACUUCUCUCGGUUGUUGAGCAGCGCGGAGUGGGAGAGCGCCGAGGGCGUGGGCGCGGCGCCACCCGCAGAGAUGAGCGAUGUCGGCGGCGGCAGUGCUGAUCCGGGGCUAGCCGCAGACUGCGAGUCAUUAAGCGAUGCAAGCGAUGGUCUCGAUGUCAGCGACGUUCAGGUCGACGCAACGAAGUCGUUUACAACCAGGGAAGAUCGCGCAGUGCAUCGUAUCGAACGGGUUGCCGGCAUGCUGCGAGAGUCACCUUUGUUGCCGUGUGACCCGAUGGACCCGAUGAAGCCGUUUCAGCAGGUACACACUGGGAUGCGAUUUCCAUUGGUGCAGUGCGCUUUUCAGGGGUGUACCUGGUCUAAAGAUAUGGAUGCAGAGGGGCUGAGGCAGUGGAGUAUGGAGUGGGCACUGUACUGCCACAUCAAGAAAGACCAUCGCGCUGCAUUCGAGGAGGAGUUCGCCGAGUGGGAUCGACAAAGUCCGCCGGAACGGGCGAGUCAGGCUGGGCGGCAGGAAGGGGGCGUUUUCAGGAGAGUGAUAUCAGACUACAUCGCUGCCCUCCGUGUACGGGAGAGCACGGACUUCAUGAAGAUGGUGAUGGUCGACGUUGGGACCGCGCACAGUUUUCAUUUACCUUGGGAGGAAAUCGUGCACGAGUUGACAAAGCAUUGCGGCUCGGAGUCGUCAGUUGAGGACCUUCCGAGAAAACCAGCGCACCUGCGGUAUCUGUUGCGAGUGCAGAUGAAGGUGCAUGGUAAGUUGUUGGAGCGGGUGUUGAGGCAGCUGACAGUCCGCCCAUAUGUGCUGUACAAGCUGCUGGAGUACCUCAUCGACCACAACCAUGAAGCUUUUCGGGGGAAGGGGCCUCCAGGCACGCUGAAGGAGAAGAUGGCGUCUGAGAUCAGACGGUGGUACCCAGAAGACGCGGGCCAAGACCAUGUUACACUGGAUGAGCGCGUAUGCAAUGUCGCGGAGCACGUGGCGCAGGAAUUGCGGGGCGAAGAGGCGGCCCCCCCGGCGAAAAGGAAGCGCGCCGUGCUGGUGAAAGAGAAGAGCUCCAUUCCGGCGGCUGCAGAUACGCGCGGCGACAAAGUCAGCGAGGAGAAGAUCUGCGCCAGCAGCAUGUUCAGCUUUGUGUACGUAGGACCCGUGCCUAGCCGUCGGAAACGGAGCGGGGACAGUAGGCGGGACGGCAAGGUGCAGGGGCGGCGAAACGAGGCCCCCGCCCACACCUCGCCGCCCGGGGCGCACGAGGCGCGCUACGAUUGCCAGGUCCUGAAGGCACUGCAGGCGGGCUGGUCGGAGGGGAAGCGGCGGUGGUGCUGCGAGCACGAGGCGACGGGCUGUGAGCCGCAGAGCGUGCCCGGGCCUGCGACGACGGAGAAUCCGUCCGCAAAGACCUUCACGACCUCACAGGCAGAGGAGCGCAAGCAUUCAGGCGCGCGGGGGAAUAAGACGGACAAGCCGUCCUCGACUGCAACGUCCACGACUUCCCAGAAGGAGGAGCAGCACCGCUACAACACGACAACGGACGCGACGAAGCAUGCGACGGGCAAGCCGUCCUCCACAACGGCGGCGCAUUCCCAGGCAGAGGAGCGCAAGCAUUCAGGCGCGCGGGGGAAUGAGACGGACAAGCCGUCCUCGACUGCAACGUCCACGACUUCCCAGAAGGACGAGCACCACCGCCCCGACACGACAUCGAAGGCGACGAAGCACGCGACGGGCAAGCCGUCCUCCACAGCGGCGGCACACUCCCAGGCCGCCGUGCAGCCCGGCGUGCUCACCUCGGGGCCAGCCGGCAGCAGCACCACCGAGGCGUCGCAACUUCCGACAACAACAGACCUCCACGGCUGGCUGAGCAAGUUCCCCACGCAGGCACCGCCCACCACCACGAGGACAACCGCCUCCAGUGAGCCGCAGACGUACGACUGCGAGGCGGGGCUGGCGGGCUGGAGCCACGCGUGGCCAGAGGCGAAGAAGGCGUGGUGCUGCCAGAAGGCGGACCGCGGCUGCCCGCCGCCUGUGUCGGCCGUCGCCCCCGCUGGGGCCGGCACCUUCACGACCAUGCGGCCCCGCAUCACCUCGACGAAGGCCCGCGGCGACGCGGGCUGCGACGCGCAGUGCACCCACGACGGCCAGACGGCGACCUGUCGGGCCCACAUCCACCUCGUGGCUUUCCAGGAGCUCCUGGGCACGCCCGACUCCUGCGACGCCGCCCGCAACAUCACGAUCGCACGUUGCCCCGCAUGCAGGGGCUGCAGCAUGGAAUCCGCUGGGUGCGACGUGCUCUCGGCCCCGGCCGUGCCCGAGGCCGACACGCCAGAGGAGGCUUGCGCGAUCACCUGCGAGGUGGGGGACCAGGUGGCCAGCUGCCAGGACCGUAUCCAGUGGUCGUCGCAGAACACAUUCAAGGCCAAGCCCGACGCCUGCGAGAGCAGCCUCGAGCUGGUGCUCAACCAGUGCCCCCGCUGCGCCGGCUGCACCGUGCAGGCCAGCGGGUGUCAGGUCGACUUCAUGCCCGCCGCGGCGCCGCCCGCGGCGGAGGCGCCUCCGGACUGCAAGGCGGGCGUAGAGGUGGAGUGGGACGCGACCAAGAG